UCUCAGCUAGAAUUAAAAAGGAAAAGGGGAAGGAGAAGGGAGACCCUUAACACUGACUCACUCGCUCUUUCUUUCUUUCUUUCUUUCUUUCUUUCUUUCUUUCUUCUCUGCACUUUAUACUGUUCAAAUUCGAUACUUAGCUGUUUUUACAGAGAACGAGGCCCUUUGGUGUACAGAAUAGAGAAAGAGAAGCUCAAUGAGCUUUAUAUCUCUCUAAAACUUUCUCUCUCUAUCUCUCUAUCUAAAACUUUCUCUGCAUUGCCUUCUUCUACUUCACAAUCUCUCCCCAUUUCUUCUUCUUCUUGUUCUAAGCUUUCCCCCUCUCUUUUGGGCCUCUCUUGUUUAGUGGAAGGAAGGGGGAUUUUGGGUUUGAUCUUGUUGGGUGUUUGUGAAGAAACCCUUUAAGGGUUUUUUUGGAUGGAGAGUUCUUUGUCUCUUUGUCUUGGAUUCUGAUGGGUUUUUGAUGAUUUGAAGCCAAACCCUUGAAUUCUGAGUAGUAGUGGGAGCUGUAUGAAGUAGUGGUGGAACAAUGAGCGAUGAGAAUUCUAAGAAAAGCAAGCUCUCAUGGUCCAAGAAAAUGGUCAGGAAAUGGUUCAAUAUCAGGUGCAAAAGCGAGGAUUUUCAAGCGGAUGUUGCUUAUAGAGGAAGUGAUAUCGAUUACAGAAGCAGAAGCUUCUCAGAGAGGGAGCCUUGCACCAUCAAGAAAAGCAAAACAGAGAAAUUUAGCAAAAAUGGCGAGCCGGGACGCCGAGGGAAGAUGAAUCUUGACCAUCCUCGAAUUAUAGAUGUGCAGAACUAUAGCAUUUUUGUUGCUACAUGGAACGUGGCUGGAAGAUCUCCUCCUAACAAUCUAAAUCUGGAUGAUUGGCUUCAAUCCUCACCCCCUGCUGAUAUUUAUGUUCUUGGAUUUCAGGAGAUAGUGCCAUUGAAUGCUGGUAAUAUACUCGGUGCAGAAGACAACGGUCCUGCUAAAAAAUGGCAGGCUCUCAUUCGAAAGACUCUAAACAAUCUUCCCGGAACUAGCAUGGGGAAUGCGUGUUACACGCCUUCUCCAAUUCCAAAACCCGUUGUGGAGAUAAAUGCAGAUUUUGAGGGAUCUGCUAGGCAGAAGAAUUCAUCGUUCUUCCAUCGACGAUCGUUUCAAACAACUCACAGCUGGAGAAUGGAUAAUGAUCCUUCAUUACCACAGCCACGACUCGACCGAAGAUUUAGUGUAUGUGACCGUGUUAUCUUCGGUCAUCGGUCGAGUGAUUUUGGUCCUAACUUUAGAGGGAGCCACAGGCCGAGUGAUUACUGCAGACCAAGUGACUACUCAAGACCAAGUGACUAUUCCAGGUCCAGUGACUUUUGCAGGCCGAGUGAUUACUCUAGGCCGAGCGACUUUUGCAGGCCGAGUGAUUCGAGGCCUAGUGACUGUUCGAGAUGGGGUUCGUCAGAUGAUGAUAAUGUUUCGUGGGAGUCACCGAGCACGGUUUUGUUUUCGCCGAUGUCGCAUGGUGGAUCGUCAUCCCAGGAUGGUGGAUAUAGAAUGCCAGGACAUUCAAGAUAUUGCUUAGUUGCAAGCAAACAAAUGGUUGGCAUAUUUCUCACAAUAUGGGUGAAAAGUGACUUGAGGGAUCAUGUUCGAAACAUGAAGGUUUCGUGUGUUGGUAGAGGAUUGAUGGGCUACCUUGGAAAUAAGGGAUCGAUUUCUAUUAGCAUGUCUUUGCAUCAAACAAGCUUUUGCUUCAUUUGUACUCACUUAACAUCUGGAGAGAAAGAAGGCGACGAGCUUCGAAGAAACUCCGACGUGAUGGAGAUACUUAAAAAGACAAGGUUUCCACGAGUUCACGGUGCAGGCAGCGACGAGAAAUCCCCUGAAACAAUCCUCGAGCAUGAUCGCGUUAUUUGGCUCGGGGAUUUAAACUAUCGAAUCGCUCUUUCUUACCGUUCGGCCAAGGCGCUCGUAGAGAUGCAAAACUGGAGGGCAUUGCUUGAGAAAGAUCAGCUACGAAUAGAACAAAGACUUGGGCAUGUAUUUGCUGGAUGGAAUGAGGGAAAGAUUUACUUUCCUCCUACAUAUAAGUAUUCAACUAAUUCAGAUCGAUAUGCAGGAGAGGGCGCUUACCCAAAAGAAAAGCGUCGUAAACCCGCUUGGUGCGAUCGGAUAUUAUGGCAUGGAGAAGGCCUCCAUCAGCUAUCCUACGUCCGUGGAGAGUCAAGGUUUUCAGAUCAUAGACCGGUUUAUGGAGUGUUUUGGGCCGAGGUUGAGUCAAGUCGAGGGAGAUUAAAGAAAAGCAUGAGUUAUUCCAGUUCGAGAGUCGAAGUUGAAGAGCUUCUUCCAUACGCACAUGGAUACACCGAGUUAAACUUUUUCUGAAAGCGAGAUCCAAUGGCUACACAAUCCAGCCAUAGUGAGCUAUCCCUUUUGUAGCUAAAGCCAUCGUGAGGUAUCGUUUUUCGGCCGACCCGAAACUUUGUAUAUCACAGUCGUAGAAGAUUUUGCAAGAAGAUUCCUCCCCAAAGAGUAAGAGUAGAUUAGAAUUUGUUUGAAUCUCCUUUACAAAGCUUUGUUCAACACUCCCAUAAUUCAACCCUCAAGAAAGCUACCUGAUUUGACUGCAAAUCUGGCCCCAGACGGUGGUGGAGCUCAUCCAUUGAAGGCUGAUGGGGACACCUCGUAGCUCACAGCCCAAAAAAGUCCUCAUUUUGAAGUCCCUGUAGGUUACCUAAUAGCACUGACCUUUCUUCCCAACACAUUGUGCCUUUGCUCAUCAUAUCUUGUUAUUACCUGAGUUUACUCACUUUUUAGUACACACCUGCAUAAUUCGGUCGCCUAAUCGAUGACGACGCUUGGCUUUCGGGAUUGGAAGAACUCGUCCUGUAAAGCGACGACAUGUGGAGGAUCGAGUAAUAUUUUUUUGGCUUCUUUU
Messenger RNA from Cucurbita moschata (crookneck pumpkin), 2912 nucleotides. Its product is annotated as type IV inositol polyphosphate 5-phosphatase 7-like. Gene Ontology annotation, biological process: phosphatidylinositol dephosphorylation. Gene Ontology annotation, molecular function: phosphatidylinositol-3,4,5-trisphosphate 5-phosphatase activity; inositol-polyphosphate 5-phosphatase activity; phosphatidylinositol-4,5-bisphosphate 5-phosphatase activity. Bases 530 to 2359 code for a protein of 609 amino acids. The transcript has 12 exons. The record is from RefSeq and is a predicted model, not a curated record. Lineage: Eukaryota; Viridiplantae; Streptophyta; Magnoliopsida; Cucurbitales; Cucurbitaceae.